UAAUUAUCCAAAAACAACAGCAUUCUCAACCCAGUCCAACUUAUAAACACCACUACAAUUUCCAACAAUGAAAUUCACUGCCGUUGCAUCUCUGCUCUUCAUUGCUGCCUCAUCUGUGCAGGCCGGACCCAUUCAGUCAGCCCAAGAAGGCAUCCAAACUAUCCCUAACGUAGUUCCUAUGAGUCCCAACCAAAUCAUUGAAAAAGCCAGCCGUGCUCCAGCAAGCCCAUACCAGAUUGGCGGUGUUGAUGUGCUGACUCUUGUAAACCAAGUUACCCCAGUUGCCGUUGAGGGUCUGAGGCAGUUUAAGGGUAUUUUUAAUACUGUUCUGAAUACUCUUAUUGUGGCACUUCAGGGAAAGCCAUAGGUUGGUUAAUCUGAGUUACAGUUCAAUGUAGUAUCAGCCUAGUAUAAACUCGAUACAACAUCAAUUUGAACUCAUCAUCUGUUAAUUCUGGUUCGCUCAUCAUAGUUACAUUGUAGUUUGAUUACUUUGGGUAAUUUAUCUAAACUAUUGUAAUAAUACAUAUAGAUUUGUUGAACUACAUUAUAAGGGUUUAGAGUUUCACAUUUUAAGCGACUUUUAGAAGCAUUAAUAAUGAAC
Kickxella alabastrina is the source of this 604-nucleotide messenger RNA. RefSeq lists its product as uncharacterized. Lineage: Eukaryota; Fungi; Kickxellomycota; Kickxellomycetes; Kickxellales; Kickxellaceae. The transcript has a single exon. The record is from RefSeq and is a predicted model, not a curated record. The coding region runs from base 68 to 367 and encodes 99 amino acids.